Molecule: messenger RNA, 1679 nt
Organism: Phaeodactylum tricornutum CCAP 1055/1
Lineage: Eukaryota; Bacillariophyta; Bacillariophyceae; Surirellales; Neidiaceae
Exons: 2
Coding region: 73-1527 (484 amino acids)
Biological process (GO): mRNA splicing, via spliceosome
Cellular component (GO): U4/U6 x U5 tri-snRNP complex
Molecular function (GO): U6 snRNA binding; protein binding; U4 snRNA binding
Source: RefSeq, a predicted model, not a curated record
CCAGUUCCUAUCCAACAAGUAGUACAAAAUCUGAUCCGCGUUCGAAGUGUAAAGAUAUUCCUUAGUUUCAUUAUGCAAGGAGGUCAACAACACAAUGCUGCUCAAACGGAGGUGCUCAGUUUGACGGCCGCGAGUCGAGCCCAGCAAGAAGUCCACCAAGCCAUGCUACUGGAUCUGGAGGCUAAGAAAAUUGCGGCUUCCUUGGAUGUGCCCACGCUGCCGGAACAAGUGCGCGCCGCUUUGCGAGAAAUGGGACAGCCCGUCCGUUUGUUCGGAGAAAAUUUGGCCGAUGUGCGCCAGCGCUUGCGCGAAGCCAUGGCGCAUCAAAAAGUCUCACUGGAUGCGGCGUCGCUCUUUAAGGAAGAAGAUCUGACUGGGCAACGCGGAGCAAAUGAAAGAUACGAAGAAGAGGUGACAAAAUACACCCGUGCGGAGCAGGAGUUGAUUGAGGCUCGUCAAGCGAUUGCCAAUUUUUCAUUGAAACGGGCGGGGGCGCGACUGGAACGGGAACGCCGACUCCGCUUGCAAGCGAACCGGCGCAAGCGUAAAAUUGACGAAAAACCCGGCACCAGUACGGAAGUGGACGUGCUCGAUGAAUCCUGUCACAAAAUGUACCAAUCCAUUCAGAUGAUGGCCCUGCAGGGUUCUCAGUAUGGUGAUAGCCGUGUUGUGAGCUGCAUCAGCGCACAAACUUUGGAUGGGAUUCCCGUCGUUGCAACUGGGGGUUGGACUGGAAGCGUUCAGUUAUGGGAUGGAAGUUCCUCCGCGCUUGAGAUCUUAGGGGGCAAGACCAUGUGCCACGAAGACCGGAUUAUGGGCUUGGAUACAAUGAAAGUAAACGAAGACCUGGCAAUUAUGGCAACAACGUCCAUCGAUUUGACUGCUAAGUUGUACCGUGUGCAGAGCGCUCACACUCAAGCGGUCUUACACGGUCAUCAAUCCCGAUUAUGCCGAGCAGCUUUUCAUCCGAUGCAACGACAUGUCGCAACCACCAGUUUUGAUCAUACCUGGCGUUUAUGGGAUAUUGAAACUAGCCAGAAUAUUCUGCUCCAAGAUGGUCAUUGGAAGGAGUGUUACGGUGUUGGUUUCCAUCCAGACGGCAGUCUAUGUGCCACGACUGAUUUCGGCGGAAUCGUACAGGUCUGGGAUUUGAGGACUGGCAAGUCUAUUAAACACUUUCUGGGGCAUGCGAAGCGUGUGCUAAACGCUAUUUUUCACCCGAACGGCUUUCAAUUGGCCACGGCCGGUGACGACGGUACGAUCAAGAUUUGGGAUCUGCGAAGGCGGAAACUGGCUGCAUCCUUGCCAGCGCAUUCCAACGUGGUAACCAAACUACAGUUUGAUGCGUCCGGUGAAUAUCUGGCGUCGUCUUCCUAUGAUGGGACGGCACGGUUGUGGGGCUGCCGUGAUUGGAAAAUGUUGCGCCAGCUGCAGGCCCAUGAAGGCAAGCUAUCGGGAAUAGAAAUUCUAGGCAGCAACUCCAUUCUAACCUGUGGAUUUGACAAGACGCUCAAACUGUGGCAGUAAAAGUGGACUUGUGAAAAUUGAACUGAGAUUGUUCUAGAUCCAUUCCUAUGUUUAUUUCAAUGUAAAGCAAUCUACUGCCAAUGAAUCGGAUUUAAUGUAAUGUAAAGUAGAAAGCGGCCAGAGGGAGGGGCAAUUCCUUUCAGUUACAUAAC